This is a messenger RNA of Penicillium paradoxum, 1173 nucleotides long. RefSeq names its product threonine aldolase GLY1. Bases 1 to 1173 code for a protein of 390 amino acids. Gene Ontology annotation, molecular function: L-allo-threonine aldolase activity. The record is from RefSeq and is a predicted model, not a curated record. Gene Ontology annotation, biological process: glycine biosynthetic process; L-threonine catabolic process. Gene Ontology annotation, cellular component: cytosol. Lineage: Eukaryota; Fungi; Ascomycota; Eurotiomycetes; Eurotiales; Aspergillaceae. The transcript is spliced from 3 exons.
AUGGCACAACUGUCGACUGACGCCAUGGCUCAUGCGCCGGCGGUGGCCGGUAACACCGACAAGAAGCCCACCACCUGGCAUGGGGCUGGAGCAGCUGAGUUUGACCUCAGAAGCGAUACAAUGACGAAGCCUACACCUUCGAUGCUCGAAGCGAUCUGCCAAACUACUCUACUUGAUGAUGUUUUCAAUGAGGACCCAGUCACCAAUGAGCUGCAAAACUAUGUCGCCGAGAUAACGAGACAUGAAGCAGGUCUGUUGGUCUUUUCCGGCACAAUGGGAAACCAGGUGGCCAUUCGUUCGCAUCUCGCGCAGCCACCCCAUUCAGUGCUAUGUGAUCACCGAUCCCACAUUAUUUGUUAUGAGGCUGGCGGCGUAAGCGCUUGGACCGGUGCCACUGUGAAUACUAUCGUGCCUAAGAAUGGUGUUCAUUUGACCUUGGAGGAUAUCAAGAAGCAUGCAGUUCUUGACGAUAAUAUUCACCAUUGCCCCACCAAGUUGAUCAGCUUGGAGAACACGCUUGAUGGCAUGAUUAUGCCCCUAGAAGAGGCGAAGCGCAUUGUGGAAUGGGCUCAUGCUAAUGAUAUCAAGGUUCACCUGGAUGGUGCCCGGUUGUGGGAGGCCGUUGUGUCCGGUGCUGGCAGCUUGCCUGAGUAUACAAGCCUAUUUGAUAGCGUUAGUCUUUGCUUCUCAAAGGGGCUGGGAGCACCCAUUGGCAGCAUUAUAGUCGGCUCUCAAGAUUUCAUUAAGAAAGCGCGUUGGUUCCGAAAGUCCAUUGGAGGCGGUGCCCGACAGACGGGCGUGAUUGCAGCAGCCGCUCGAGUUGCACUCGAUGAAACUUUCGGCACGGACCCCAAAGGCCAGACCGGCAAACUUGCAGCAACCCAUGAAAAGGCAAAGCGGAUAGCCGAUCUGUGGACUAGUCGUGGUGGGAAGCUGGAGUAUCCCCUGCACACCAAUAUGGUUUGGUUGGAUCUCGAGGCGUCAGGGGUGGGGCCGAAUGAUCUGGCUGAGAUUGGUAAAGAAAAAGGGCUGAGAUUGCUAGGUGGUCGCGUUGUGGUUCAUUACCAGGUAUCGGAUGAGGCGAUCGCUCGGUUGGAACAGGUCUUCGACAUUGCGCUCAAAGGCGAUUUCACACGGAGUGAGGACACCAGCAAGCCUUACGGAAGCAAAUAG